This is a messenger RNA of Temnothorax curvispinosus, 1049 nucleotides long. It is a transcript of the gene JHBP-1, whose product is annotated as protein takeout-like. The transcript has 6 exons. NCBI's taxonomy places the organism in Eukaryota, Metazoa, Arthropoda, Insecta, Hymenoptera, Formicidae. The record is from RefSeq and is a predicted model, not a curated record. Bases 148 to 882 code for a protein of 244 amino acids.
GAUGUCCAGUAUAGAAACUGGUGGGGCAAGCAGUACUUAAACAGCCUGCCUGGAUUUGUGUCUACGUCUUCCAGUUCAUAACUUUUAACUUUGCUGAAUAUUUCGCAGACACUUCUUUUUUGGUCGAGCGGAGGAUAACAUUCAAGAAUGAUGAGGACAAUUCUCUUGAUCGCAGUGAUUGCAAGCACGACGGCGUUAGAUCUCCCCAGCAAUUUCAAGACUUGUAAGAAGUCGGACCCGAAAGUACUAGAAUGCAUUGCGGAUGCCGUUAAAGACGCAGUCGUCUCGUUGGCGAAAGGUCUGAAAAGCUUCAAAAUUCUGCCUAUUGACCCGCUAGUGGUUGACAGCCUGAAAAUCGGCGAGUCCCAGGGCUCGGUGUCACUCAAACAGGAAUAUCGGAAUGUCAAGAUAUAUGGACUGACGAAGGAUCUACAAGUUUACAAUUAUACAAUAGACUGGGACAAUUUAAUAUUUAGAUCGGAAUCUUUCAAUCCUCAAGUGGACUUUGUUGCCGAUUACAAACUUGACGGCAAAAUUCUGCUCCUACCAAUCCGAGGCGAAGGCAAAUGCAAUAUAUCUAUACAUGAUUUGAUAACAAAACACGAAAUACAUUACGAAAAGUUUCAAAAAGAUGGAGAGACUUAUAUGAGAUCGACGAAAUACAUGGUUAACUUCAUACCCAAACACGUAUCUCUACAUUUCGAUAAUCUCUUCAAUGGAGAUAACAUUUUAGGUGAACAAAUGCAUAGGUUCCUCAACGAGAAUUCCGAUUUAAUUUUCAAGGAACUUGAAGCACCUUAUGAAGAAACUUUCGGAUUGGUCUUCACUAAACUCACCAAUGAUAUUUUCAGCCGCGUGCCAAUGAAUAAGAUUUUUAAAUAGAAAAAGUAUUACUUUUUACUGUGACCUAUUACUUUUCUAUAGUAAAUAUAAUUUUGUAGUAUAAUUUUGUCAGAAAAUCGGGUAAAAGUAUACUAACGUGCCAAGAAUUGUAUAUAUAUGCGAUAUUUGACAUGAUGUUUAAAAUAAACAAUUAGUGAUAAUAGUAA